AUUGUAGUGGCACACACCAGAGAAAGAUCUCAUUCUCAUCUCCAGCACCUCUGAGUCAAGCAACUUUUUACACUCUUCAGCUCAACACCGCAAACCGGACCUCCUCACCGCAGGAAUAUCUCCCUUGUGUUGCAGAGAGAAGAACUCAGCAGAGAAAAGAAGCACACAUUUCAGUUUGUUUUUUUGUUGCAAAAGUUAACAUCGCCAUGUCUUGCGGUGAUGCGUCGGAUCAGAGUCGGCGGUUCUGUGUGUUGUCUUGGGAUCAGGUGCAGCGUUUGGACUCGAUCCUCGGGGAGGCUGUCCCCAUCCACGGCCGGGGAAACUUCCCCACUCUGUCCGUGCAGCCACGACAGAUCGUCCAGGUGGUGCGGGCUCGGCUGGAGGAGAGGGGUGUGUGCGUUAAGGAUGUACGGCUGAACGGCUCGGCUGCCAGCUAUGUGCUCCAUCAGGACACCGGACUGGGAUACAAGGACCUCGACCUUAUCUUUGGCGUGUCGCUGAAAGACGAUCAGGCCUUCCGACUGGUGAAGGAUGUCGUUCUAGAAUGCCUGUUUGACUUCCUGCCGGCUGGCGUCUCUAAGGAGCGCAUCUCGCCACUCACGCUAAAAGAGGCCUAUGUACAGAAACUGGUAAAGGUCUGCAAUGACACAGACCGCUGGAGCCUCAUCUCGCUGUCCAACAACACAGGCAAGAAUGUGGAGCUAAAAUUUGUAGACUCUUUACGGCGGCAGUUUGAAUUCAGCGUGGACUCCUUCCAGAUUUGCCUCGACUCUCUGCUCUUAUUUGACCGCUGCUCAGAGACGCCCAUGUCUGAGAGCUUUCACCCCACUGUGAUCGGGGAGAGUGUGUAUGGGGACUUCAAGGAGGCCAUGGAGCACCUGUGUCAGAGGACGAUAGCGACACGCAGCCCUGAAGAAAUCAGAGGGGGCGGCUUAUUGAAGUAUUGCCACCUGCUGGUGCGGGGCUUCACCGCCUCUUCAGUGCCUGAAAUGAAGAACCUGCAGCGCUACAUGUGCUCACGGUUCUUCAUUGACUUCUCUGACAUUGGUGAACAGCAGAGGAAGCUGGAGGCCUACCUGCAGAACCACUUUGCAGGGAUGGAGCACAAACGGUAUGAGUGCCUGAUGACACUGCACCAUGUAGUGAACGAGAGCACCGUGUGUCUGAUGGGCCACGAGCGGCGCCAGACACUCAGCCUCAUCUCCAUGCUGGCACUGAGGGUGCUGGCUGAGCAGAACGCCAUCCCCACUGUAACGAACGUCACGUGUUACUACCAGCCAGCUCCAUACGUGCAGGACAUCAACUUCAGUAACUACUAUAUUGCACACGUGCAGCCGCCGCAGGUCUCCCCGUGCAAUAAUGCAUAUCAGACAUGGCUGCCCUGUAGCUGAACCAGCUAUUAGAGGAGCAAGGGUGGACAUCUCCAUCGCUCUUUAUGUUUCAAAGGAAAUGGACUGAAAAAAAACAAAAAAAACGAAACCCAUAUUUGCCAAAUGUGACUUGACUAAACAAUCCUUUACUGCUGUACAUCUGAUUGAGCCAACACAUACAUGUUCUCCCUUGUAUUCUCUUGCAAAAACAUCUGUAAGAUUGCUGUUCAUUUCUGAGAUGUAGCUAUGAUAUCUUGUUAAGUAUUAAAGUCUUUAUGAAGCUUUAUAUAUGUCAAAUACAUUUUUGAGGAAACAACUGAACUGGUGUUAUUUUCAUACUCUGGCAUUAUCUUUUUUUAAAUGACAUACUGGACCAAAGAUGUAUUUGUUCAGAAAGGGAAUGUUGUUAUGAUUCCAAGUGCCUAAAAAUGAACCAUGAAUUGUUCUAAAAAAAAUGAAGAAAGAUACACAUCUGCAAAUUGAAAACUGUGUUUUCUAGAUUUCUCUGUCUCUCUUUUCAGGAACAUGAGCAUUCAUUUUUGUGAAAUAAAAAAGGAAAAACUACA
This is a messenger RNA of Gymnodraco acuticeps, 1936 nucleotides long. RefSeq names its product terminal nucleotidyltransferase 5A-like. Gene Ontology annotation, molecular function: poly(A) RNA polymerase activity; RNA binding. Gene Ontology annotation, biological process: mRNA stabilization. The coding region runs from base 207 to 1391 and encodes 394 amino acids. NCBI's taxonomy places the organism in Eukaryota, Metazoa, Chordata, Actinopteri, Perciformes, Bathydraconidae. The record is from RefSeq and is a predicted model, not a curated record. The transcript is spliced from 2 exons.